This is a messenger RNA of Amblyraja radiata (thorny skate), 660 nucleotides long. RefSeq lists its product as uncharacterized. The transcript has 2 exons. NCBI's taxonomy places the organism in Eukaryota, Metazoa, Chordata, Chondrichthyes, Rajiformes, Rajidae. The annotation marks the transcript as partial. The record is from RefSeq and is a predicted model, not a curated record.
AUGAGUGGGCGAGUAAGUGUGAGUGUGAGUGUGAUCUCGGGCCAGCAGUUAUUGAGCGGCGGCGGCGGCACGGAUCGCUAUGCCUACAUCUGUGCCUCUCCGCGCCACGGCCCCUUCUCGCACUCCAGGGGUGGUCUAAUACUUGCUGCAAACUCAGAAGGCGAGAGGGAGAGAGCGAGAGAGAGGCGCGCAGAAAGCAAGCUCUCCGAAAAAAAAAUAUAUAAAGCAUUAAAGAAAAAAGAAAAAAAAGCCUCAGAAAUAGAAGACGAGAGAGGAGAAGGAACCAAUAUAUAUAUAUUUGCAAAGAAAGAAAAAAAACUCUCCCGCGAGAAGAUUGAAAGCUGGAUUGAGCCCAUUAAAGGAUUAAAGGAACAAACUGCUUGCAGGAAGACAGGCGGACAGGCAGUCAUGUUAGAGUGGGCGCUGGCGGUGCUGGGCUUUGCGGGACUCGUGUGCGGCCAGAAUGAGACGGAGCCCAUCAUCCUGGAGGGCAAAUGUCUGGUGGUCUGUGACUCCAACCCCACCUCGGACCCUACAGGGACUGCUCUGGGCAUCUCGGUGCGCUCCGGCAGCGCUAAGGUGGCGUUCUCUGUCAUCCGGAGCACCAAUCACGAACCCUCCGAGAUGAGCAACCGGACUAUGAUCAUUUAUUUUGACAAU